Messenger RNA from Girardinichthys multiradiatus, 1829 nucleotides. It is a transcript of the gene serpine1, whose product is annotated as serpin peptidase inhibitor, clade E (nexin, plasminogen activator inhibitor type 1), member 1. Gene Ontology annotation, biological process: negative regulation of plasminogen activation; negative regulation of vascular wound healing; negative regulation of endopeptidase activity. The record is from RefSeq and is a predicted model, not a curated record. Lineage: Eukaryota; Metazoa; Chordata; Actinopteri; Cyprinodontiformes; Goodeidae. The transcript has 9 exons. Gene Ontology annotation, molecular function: serine-type endopeptidase inhibitor activity. Bases 82 to 1359 code for a protein of 425 amino acids.
CCAGACAGCAUCAGAUGACAUCAGCGUCUAUAAUGACUUUCUCUCUGUGUGUGUGUGUGUGUGUGUGUGUGUGUGUGAAGAAUGGAGGCGGGGAAUGUGCCAGUGCAGGCCCACAGUACAAAAAGAGAAAUGCGUUCAGUUCUUCAGCAGCAGCAGGGACCUCCUUGUCUGAAACCAAGCCAAAGCAUGAUUUGUGUGUAUACAUUCUUGUUGCUAGUCCUAAGCAGAGGGGCACUGGGCUCUCUCCAAGCUAAGCAGACAGACUUUGGCCUGAAAGUUUUCUCUCAGCUUGUAGCAGAUGUCGUGGACACAAACCUGGCUUUCUCUCCCUAUGGCAUAGCAAACAUUAUGGCCAUGGCUCAGCUUGGUUCAAAUGGAAGCACACGAUGGGCCUUGACUGCAGCUAUGGGCUUUUCUAUGCAAGAGCGAGGAAUGCUUCGACAGCAGCGGCUUCUGCAGCACGAUUUAGCCAGUGAGGAUGGGGUGGAGAUAGCCAGCGGGGUGAUGGUGGAGAGGAAGAUAAGUCUGGAGAAGAGAUUCCGCCGGGCACUGGCCAAGACCUUCCAGACUCAUCCCCAUCAGAUGGAUUUCACCAAACCAGAACAGGCUGUCAGCAUAAUCAAUGCAUGGGUCUCAGAUCACACUGCAGGUGCCAUCCCUGAGUUCUUAGCAGCUGGAUCCCUUGAUUAUGAGACUCGCCUGGUCUUCCUCAACGCGCUCCAUUUUCAGCGCCUAUGGAAAGUUCCCUUUGACCCCAAACUAACACAGGAGCGAAUGUUCCACUGUGCCAAUGGCAGCACUGUACCUGUGCACAUGAUGAGACUCAUCAACCACUUCAGCUAUGCGGAAUUUGUGACUGCUGAUGGGGUGGAUUACUAUGUAAUAGAGGUGCCUUAUGAGGGCAGCUCAUUGAGUAUGCUCCUAGUAUCACCCUUUGAGCCUGAAAUUCCACUGAGUGCUCUCAAUGCAGAUCUGAGCAGCCAGAAGAUUCAGCACUGGAAGUCAGAGCUAAGGAAUGUCAGGAGAGAGCUGGCCAUGCCAAGGUUUUCUCUGAACUCUGAAGUAAAUUUAAAAAGUGCUCUACUUAAAAUCGGACUUGGAGGCAUGUUCAACCUGGCUUCUGCUGACUUUACACAGAUAACAUCUGAUGAGAGGCUUUGCGUAUCGAAAGUUCUGCAGAGGGUGAAGAUUGAGGUGGAUGAGCGUGGAACCAAGGGAGCUUCAGCAACAGCUGCUGUCAUGUUCUCUCGUAUGGCGGUUCAGGAGAUCACACUGGACCGACCUUUCCUCUUCCUUAUUCAGCACAAGCACACUGGUGCUGUUUUCUUCAUGGGUCAGUUCAGCCACCCUCCACAAUAACAUUCAACACACCUUUUAUCCCACAGUGUGUGGCUACAACUGUUUUUAAACCCUCAUGAUGACCAUAAAUCUGAUCAGAAGACCUGUGACACCCAGUGACUCUACAUGAUUCUGGAUGGGUUAAAUUCACUGACACCUUUAUUUAUAGUGACUGAGGACAACGAUACCGGGACUGCUUUGACUUUGACAAAUGUAUAUCUUGGCUAUUUAUUAUUUAUUUUUUACAUGUUUUUGGUUGACAGGAUGGAAAGAAAAUUGAAGCAAAGUUAACAGGUUACUAAUGCCAAUGACAGUAUUGCACCUUUUAGAAAGAGAUUUUAUUGCAGAGACUUCUCUGCAUUUGUACCAAACAAUUAUGUAUUUUUAUCUAUUUAAAUAUUCUGCAAACUAUAAUGUGUGAUAUUUGUGUCUCAAUACAAACAUUUGUAUAUUUUUGGAAUGUUUUAAUUAAAGAUUUAUGAAUUCAUAAA